AUGAAACGUCUAAUAGGAAACAAAACUAUACUUUAUCAGAUAAUCAGGAAGCACAGCCAACUGAGCUACGUCCACAACAUCGGCACGGAACCGUUGCGGCCUCUUACCGUCGGGCGAUUGCUCGAACGCACCGCCACGGAACACGGAACCUCAUCGGCUGUCAUCAGCUGUCACCAAAACGUCACUUUGACGUUCCGAGAGCUGCUCGAUCGCGCCGAUCGGCUGGCGGGCGGUCUGCGCAGGCUCGGCCUGCGCCCCGGCGAUAAAAUCGCCCUGUGGGCGCCCAAUAUGGCAGAAUGGUACCUCACGUUCAUGGCAUGCGCCCGCGGGGGAUUCGUUAUGGUGCCGGUGAAUCCGUUCUAUCUGCAGAAGGAAUUGGAGUAUUCGUUGAAGAAGGCCGAUGUGAGCGCCUUGAUUUACCGCGAGGAGAGCCUGAGGAGGCAGAAUUUCGUCGAAAUCGUGCGGAAAAUUUGGCCGGAAACGGCCGGAAAUUGUCGAAGCGUGCCGACUUUACGGAAGCUGAUCGUUAUUGGCGAUGGUAAAACUUGCGCUUCUUCUCAUACAUUUAACGAAGUACUGGACUCCGCUACAUCGAAGUGCACUUCAACAAUCAAAAAGGAACAGGAUUUGAUCAGAGCAGAUGAUCCUUGUUGUAUACAAUUCACCUCGGGUACUACUGGUUUCUCGAAAGCGCCGAUCGUGUCGCACUUCAGCAUCGUCAACAACGGUUAUUUCAUAGGAAAACGCAACCGAUUGAAUCAAAAACAUCACACAUUAUGCAUACAAAAUCCCCUAUUCCACGCCUAUGGUUCCGUCAUCGGCCUAAUAGGCGCCCUAAAUCACGGUACCACCGUAGUACUACCCACAGACGCCUACGAUCCCCAAAAGAAUUUAAACGCCAUCAAACAACACGCAUGUACAGUGGUGUACGGUACUCCGACGAUGUACGUGGACUUGGUGAAUCUCCAGAAACAGAAACGGGAGAAAUUACAACUGGAAAUCGCAGUGAGCGGCGGCGCAAUUUGUACUCCCAAUCUAUUCGAAUCCAUGAAAGAGGUACUGCAAGUACGCGAAGUAAAGUCUAUCUACGGUUUGACGGAGAGUUCCGGUAGUACCUUCCAAUCGCUGGACGGCGACGAUAAGUACCAAUGCACGAGAACCGUGGGCUACCUGCAGGAGCACCUCGAAGCGAAAAUCGUCGACGGUGCGAAUCGGAUAGUACCCAGAGGUACCGUGGGCGAGCUCUGCGUACGGGGGUACUCGUUGUUUUUGAGCUACUACGGCGACGAGGCGAAGACCAAAGAGGUGAAGGAGGACAACGGUUGGUUCCACACCGGGGAUUUGGCUUUGUUGAAUCAAGAUGGCUACGCCGAAAUCGUGAGCAGAUUGAAGGACAUGAUCAUCAGGGGCGGCGAGAAUAUUUAUCCCAGGGAGAUCGAAGAUCUCCUCGACACGCAUCCCGACGUCAUCGAAGCGCAAGUGGUCGGUUUGCCGCACGAAAGGUUAGGAGAGGAAGUCUGCGCAUGUCUAAGGACGAAGGAUAACAAACAAUUGACGGUGGAGGAUGUCAAGGAGUUCUGCGCCGGUACUAUUGCCUCGUUUAAAGUACCGACUGUGGUGAAAAUAAUGGCGGCGUUUCCGCAAACACAGUCGGGAAAAGUGCAAAAAAUGAAUCUCGUUAAAAUGCUAACCAACAAAUAA
Phyllotreta striolata is the source of this 1701-nucleotide messenger RNA. NCBI's taxonomy places the organism in Eukaryota, Metazoa, Arthropoda, Insecta, Coleoptera, Chrysomelidae. The record is from the annotation of a GenBank genome assembly.